UCUGUUACCCACACUCCCUUGCGUGGGGCCAUCUUGGACCCCUUCCUCCAUUGCCCACACUCCCCUGCGUGGGACCCUGGGCCAUGGACCCCCCAUUACUCACAUUCCCGUGCGUGGGCCCGUUCCCCAGCGCCCCCGGGUACCCAGCAGUCAUCUGUUCUCCAGGAUUCUGAAUCUUCUGAAUACCCUGCCCGCCCCCAGCCCCUGCUCGCUCUUACCGAAACCCCAAGGCUCCCACUCGUCCCUGGCCUCAAUCGGUGCCCCACGGGGCCCCUCCAGCUGCCCCCCCUUUCCUGGGAUUGCUACUUGCCCCCUUUCUUUGAUGCCUCGGUUUCCUCAGGAUUAAAACUGGGUGGUCCCUCCCAGGGGUUGCCAUGAGUGUGCGGAGUGGGGAGAGCUGGGCCCAGCUUAUAACAACCUUCCGAGCAGGCCCCACAGCCUUUCUUCUGGCCUGUGGGAGUGAUGAUACCUUCCUGGCUGAGCUGCUGCAGGACCUGAGCAGCGAGAGGAUCAGUGAGCAAACCAAGGUCUCCAUGCUGACCCUUCUGCUGGAGUUCCCCACCCUGCUGUGCCCAGACCCCGAAGUGGGUGAGCAGGUGGCUGGCUCUCUCCUAGCUAACUUUGCCCAGCUGCCCCAUUCACCCAAGCUGUCCUGGCUGCGGCGCCACCUACUGGUGGUGGUGGGGACUGUGCUGAUCUCCACUGAGGCCUUUGGGGAGGGCUCCCAGGCCUCUCGUGACUACCUCUCUCUGCUGCUGCACCUGGCCUCGGACCUCAACGACCAGCGGCAAGGGCCGGGUGAUCAUGGGGUGCGGGCAGCCGCCUGUGAGAGUCUGAGGGAGCUGGAGUGCUGCUACCCCGGCCUCUUCUCCCGGCGGUUGGACUCGCUGCGCUCCAUGCAGCAGCAGGAGCUCACGCCUGUCCACCAGGGCUAUACGCUGCUGUACAGCCUGGCCCUGCGCAAUGCCGUGCUGCUGCUGGCCCGCCGGGGCGAGGGGGCUCUCAGUGAAUUGCUGGCUGGCAACGAGGGGCUGGCGUGGGAGGCGGUGGGGAACGCCGGGGCAGUCUCUCCAGCGUCCCUUGACCGCCUGCUGCUGCUGCCCACCCCGGCCGAGACCAAGGAGCUGAAGUCGGUGCUGUCCCAGCUGCUGGAUGGCUCCUAUCUGCUGACACCACCUGCCCAGAGCCAGCUUCUGUGGCAUCUGGCCCAGGUGGUGUGUGUGAUCCGCACCCAGUCACCUGCCAUCUUCAAGGCGCAGCUGGUGCGGUUGUUUGGCACAGCCCAUGUGGCGCUGCUGCACGCCAGUCUGCAGCUCAAAGGGCUUUUCACCGACAGCCUCUUCACGGCCGAGGACGAAGCUUUCCUCCUGCGCCGUCUGGUGGGCAUGGCCCAGCAUCCCUCACUGCCCUCGCCCCUCAAACUCUUCUACCUCGACUGCCUGCUGCACUUCCCCGAGAACCGCCCGCUGGGCUCUGGCUCUGAGGAGGGGCUGCCCGUCCUGCUCACACCCCGCCUGGCCUCCUGCCUCUUCCCCUCCCUCUUCAACGACCCGGGCACCAUGCUGGCACGCCUCAACCUGCUGAGCCUGGUGUGCCUGGAAAACCAGGGCCCCGAGGCUGAGCGAGGUGUUGGGUAUAUCUUUGAGCAUGUCCUGGCACUGGCAGACACCGUGGCAGGUAAAGGUGGGCGUGAGGCCACUGGGCUCUUCUUCCGAGCCGCCUACCUCUUUGCCCGCUACUUUGGCUCAAGGCCACAGCUUAUGGGAGAGCUGACGGGCACCCUGGUGGGGCUGUAUCGCCAGCGCUGCUCCCUGGCCCCCAACCUCAUCAACCUGCUCAAUGAGACCCAGGCAGUGCUGGAUGACCCAGCCUGGCCCACAUCCUUGAGCAAGGCCCUGCAGGAGCUGACUGUGGGCAUGCCGCUGCUGCCACCCUGGGAGCAGGAGCUGGGCUGGCACCUCAAGCUGUUGGCCCGGGUGGCAAAGGAGAGUGGGGUCCCACAGGGCAGCACACUUGGGUUUCUGCAGCGCCUGGUGCGGCUGGCAGGUGCUGGACAGUUGGGAGAUUGGUACGUUGGCCAGGCUUUGCUGAGUGUCUGCCGCAACCUGCUGCAGCACCAGCCUCCGCCUGCCAUGGGGUGCCAGCUGGCUGAGCUGCUCCAAGACGUCUCACUGAGCUACCCGGAUGUGGACGUGCAGGAUCGGGCUCGCUUCUACUACAUACUCCUGUCGUGCCUGUCUGGGGACAAGCUGGGGGCAGUGCUGGCACCUGGGGGGCGCCUCAAAGCCCGGACUCUCUCCUCCUCCAUCAUGGCAGACAGCGAGAACUUCGCCGCCGCACUGACCGUGCACCCAGCCCCGCAACCCCUGCUGCUGCUGCAGCGUGAGGCCCCAGCCAAGCCCACCCUGGUACCAGUGCCAGCCUCCCAGCCGUGCCCUGCUGAUGCUCAGGAGGUGAAGGCCUGCUGCCGACGGCUCCUGGAGCUGCAUUCUCCAGCCCGGCUCAGCCUGACGUACCGGCUGCUUCACACAGGGUCCUCACCUGAGCGACUCUUCUGCCUUCUGCUGCGCUUCGAGUGCUCCGACAACUUCUAUGAACCAGUGCCUGACGUGUGCGUGCCCUGCCUCUCCGCCACCCACCCAUCUCCCAUCCUCACACUCCACCUGCAGCCCCGCUGCCCCUACCCCACCGAACUGGCAGUGAGCGCCUUGUACACCACGCAGACCGGCCUCACCUACUGCAGCCAGCUAGAACCACUGCGGGUGGCCUUUCCGGACAUUUUCCUGCCUCUGGCACUGCCCGUGAAUUGGGACUGUGAGAGCCGGCGCCACCUCUUUGACACCCUCUGGUCCUCCCUGUGCCCAGAGGGGUCAGGUGACUGCGCCGAGAGCCUCUUUUGCUGGCCCACCACCCAACAGCCCUUGGGUGUCCUGGUGCAGGCUCACUUUGCCAGCUACCUAGUGGCAGAGGAGUCGGGCACCUACAAGAUUGCCAUAGCCCUGCCUCCCCACUACCAUGUGCUGCUACAGGCACAGGGGACCCAGGGGGCAGCACGUGUCACCAUUCGCACUGACAACUGGAAGGUGCUCCCCCACCUGAGUGCCUACCUGCGGAAGGUGGUGGUGGAGUGACAGCCUCAAAUAGGGAUUGAGAGGUAUUUGUGAGUUGGGCACCCCCCAGAAAGGGGGAUCUGUGAGUGGGAGUAAAGGGGACAUGUCUCCAACCACCUGGGGGGGAUUUGAGAGUGGACAUAGGGAGACACAUCUCCUGUCCCCUAAGGGGCCAAUCUCUGAGCGGGGCUGGGAGCCUGAAAUGUAAAUGUCUGAAGCUCUGUACAAAUGCCUUUUGCAAGUAAAAUUUGCAGUGAAAUGAACAAAUUAGUGCAUGUGGGGAGGAGUGCAUUGGAGUAGGGACAGGGUGGUGCAUGGGGAGCUGUGGGGGAAGAUGCAAUGGGGUGGAGCUGAAGGAGCGUGGAGGUGGUACUAUGCAUUUGUGGGGAGUGCAAUGAGGUGGUGCUGUGUGUCUGAGCUCCUGUACUGUUCCUAGCUAAUGGGGAGGCUCCAGCACUGGUGCUGCUUGGAGCAGCUGAGCUGUAGUGCUGAAAGGACAGUUGGGAUGCAUUCUCCCCCUCACAAGCUGGAGGACUCUGUGUCUGCCCUGUGGGCCCAAUGCAGAAAGGAGGGUUUUGUUUCUGAGGCCUGUUCAGUCCCUGGCUACUCUGCUGGUACAGGGGUUGGUGAGCAGGGGCUGGCCCUAGGUGCUUUGUCA
This is a messenger RNA of Mauremys reevesii (Reeves's turtle), 3768 nucleotides long. RefSeq names its product adaptor related protein complex 5 subunit beta 1 (gene AP5B1). Gene Ontology annotation, biological process: endosomal transport. Lineage: Eukaryota; Metazoa; Chordata; Testudines; Geoemydidae. The transcript is spliced from 3 exons. Gene Ontology annotation, cellular component: AP-type membrane coat adaptor complex; lysosomal membrane. The coding region runs from base 375 to 3131 and encodes 918 amino acids. The record is from RefSeq and is a predicted model, not a curated record.